Messenger RNA from Oryzias latipes (Japanese medaka), 2601 nucleotides. Its product is annotated as potassium voltage-gated channel subfamily V member 2. Gene Ontology annotation, biological process: potassium ion transmembrane transport; protein homooligomerization; action potential. Lineage: Eukaryota; Metazoa; Chordata; Actinopteri; Beloniformes; Adrianichthyidae. Gene Ontology annotation, molecular function: delayed rectifier potassium channel activity. The record is from RefSeq and is a predicted model, not a curated record. Gene Ontology annotation, cellular component: membrane; voltage-gated potassium channel complex.
CACAUUUCCUGCCGUCUUUAAAAGUCUUCCGUCUUCCCUUACUCACUGCUGCGACAACAGAAAGCUCAUUUUGAAAUGGCUAAAUAACAACCAAAUCUUCUUUUUUUCCACAUCCUUACAAAAAAAUCAGCUUCAAAGAUAUUAACUGGAAACUUAGAAACAAACCAUUGAGGAAUGAGUUCAGAACACACUAGCAAACCAACAAACACGUCUUUUUAAGCAGUACUGUUAGAUGCCAGUGCUUUGGUUCUGUGGUGUUACCACAGUGCUUCCUUGCCCUCUGAGAUCAGAUUUAAAUCACAGCACUAAUCCUGGCAAACAGUAUUUUUAACUUGCCUUAGGACAGAAAGAGCAGCAAUUGGAUUAGAGCAGAAGAGAAGAGACUGAUUCCUGAACUCAUGCAGCCGAUCUCUCUGCAUGUGAACUCAAGUUCUCUCAGUUUAAGCAAAUUCUAGGUCACUUCUCUUUAGCAGAAUUUUAGUGGCACAUCUACGCCACUUUUUUCAUUUGACCUGACUUUGUCUAAACAUUUCUGCUGGAUUAUCUUCUGAAGAGCUGCCACGAUGACGACUAUAAAGCCCAAGUUGAAAGUUCUGAAAAAGCGUCGCUCCAGUCUUUUUGCAAGUAUCAAACGGGACCUGAGCUUUUCUCAGAGCAUCGAGGAAGAGGACUCUGAGUUCCCAUUUUCACAGGACAGCUCUGUGAAACCAUGGACUUCAAUGGACAACCUUGACACACCUAUUGAGCAAAAAGAGCAGAAGACAGAGGUUGCAAACCCGAGGAGGUCAAACAUUGUCAACCUGAACGUUGGGGGAAAGGUCUUCCACAUCCCCAAGCAUUUGGUGCUUCGAUACCCCUCCACCAGAAUCGGCGUGCUUGCUCUCUGUAAUGAUCCAGUGAAGCGGCUGGCGCUAUGUGAUGAUUAUAACGUCCAGAACAACGAGUUCUUCUUUGACAGAGACCCCAUGUUUUUCCAUUACAUUUUUCACUUCUACUGCAGCAGCGUGCUCUGGGUGAUGGACAGUCUCUGUCCUGUCAACUUUGAGGAGGAGAUGUCGUUCUGGGGGCUCAGGCUGCAGGACACCCCGAGAUGCUGCCGUAUUUUGUUUGAGGAGAAAGUGGAUGAUAUCAGAGACCAGCUGAAGGUCAACAAGGAGCUAAUUGAUGAGAUCAAACCUCACCAAGAUGACGAAGGCUACAAGAGCAUGUUUCUUGGGUUCUUCCGCAAAGCCCUCUGGGACCUGAUGGAGAACCCUUACUCCUCGUUGUCAGCCAAAGCUUUCGCCGUGUUUUCCAGUCUCUUUGUUCUCAUCUCCAUUGUAGCCAUGACGAUGAACACAGUCAAGGAACUUAGAGAAUACAAGAUUGCGGGCAAACCCUACAUGGAGUGGAUUGAAAUUUCCUCCAUUCUUUUCUUCACGUUGGAGUAUUUCUUGCGUUUAGUCACCACAUCCAACAUCAAGCAUUUUCUGCGGAGCGCCCUGAACUUUGUUGAUGUGGUGGCUGUUAUGCCAUACUUCCUGCAGAUCAUCUUUGAGACCUUUGUCAUUGAUGCAGAGGAUGCGAGUGCGCAAGAGGACCUGAAGGCCAUGUCAAGAGUCAGUAAAGUCAGUAAGGUGCUCAAGGUCGUAAAGCUGAUGCGCAUCUUCCGCAUCCUGAAACUUGCCCGUCAUUCAACGGGCAUGAGGGCCUUUGGUUUCACCAUCCGCCAGUGCUCAGAGCAGGUGUGCUGCCUGUUCCUGUUCAUUGCCAUGGGCAUCUUCACCUUCUCUGCACUGAUGCACUCUGUGGAGGUGGACCAGCCCGGGACCCCGUUCAGCAGCAUCCCUGAUGCAUGGUGGUGGGCUGCGGUGAGCAUCUCCACAGUCGGAUACGGCGAUGUCGUCCCCAUCUCCUACCUCGGUCGCUGUGUGGCGUUUGGGUGCAUCUCCUUCGGAAUCAUUCUCAACGGGAUGCCCAUCUCCAUCCUUUUCAACAAGUUCUCAGACUACUACGCCAAACUGAAAGAGCAGGAGUACACGUUCUCAAACACGGAGCGCACAUUCCAGCUGAAGAAGCGUCUGCGACGCAAGUGUGACAACUGUUUUGAGCCGCCGCCGGAGGACUCAGACGAUGAGAUGCACUACAGGCCCGGCGGAAGGCCGGCCAACCAGGAGUAGGAGAAGCUGCUCUGCCGGCCCUGCAGUGUGAGGCGGAGGAAAGUCAUGGCGUCAGUAAGGAUGCUGUUUUACUGUUGCUCCCCUGAAGUGAAGCUUGUGAGGAGAGUUUCCUGAUGGAAGAGCGGCCAUCAAAGGUUUUUUUUUUACUUUAUUGAUAAUCUGUUGAUAAUAUUUCAGCUGCUUUAUCUCAUGUAUGUAAACUUUCCUCCUGUGCUAGCUUACUGUUACCAGAUUAGCUAUGAAAAAACAUUAUUUAUCAUUCACAGUCUUCAUGUCUUGGUAAUCUUCCUUCUCCAUGAAAUGAUUAGUUUUCAUGCUUUAGCUCUGUAGCUAGUUUUUUCAGCAUUCAUUUCAAUUUUAGGAAAACUGUCAAAUAUUUCUCAAAAUGAUUCCUAUUAAGAAAAUAAAAGGUUGUUGUGUAUCACUGAGGGACAUCACUAAA